AUGAAGCAUAACGAUCAUGAAGAAUACCAAACUCAAUUGAGUGAUAGCCCGACAUCAAGGGGGAGUGACAGCAGCCCUAGGGUGAAUGAUCUACUGACACGAAUUCUUGAGAAAGUUGAAGGCUCUGAUGAUUUGCUAAAGGGAAUGAGAGAUGACUUUUCUUCGCUAAAUAGUAAGGUGAACUCUCAUGCUAAUGCCAUCAAGACGCUGGAAGGUCAGUUGAAUCUCCUAUCAGCCCAACUAACAACCAAGAUGCCAAAGGAAAAUGAGGAAGAAGAGCUGGCUAUAGUUACCUGUAGUGGGAAGGUAGUGAUAGGUAAUGAAGAAAAAGAACGUGAGGAAAAUCAGGGUGGGGAAGAAGCAAAAAUUACCUAUCAUCAAAACCUCGACAAGAAAGCACAAGAAGGAAUGAAUCAGCACAAUGAAACUCCAAAAAUAAUACGACCCUUACCCAAAAUACCUCCACCUUUUCCCCAGCGUUUGAAAAAGAAGAAUGGAGAUGAGAAGUUUAACAAAUUCUUUUCUGUGUUCAAGAAGUUGUCCAUCAACCUUCCUUUGGUGGAAGCAUUGCUGGAGAUACCAGGGUAUGCUAAAUUUAUGAAAGAGCUAGUUACCAAGAAGAGGAUCUUGGAUUAUGAAACGAUUGAAGUGCCUCAUAGUUGCAGUGCGAUCAUGACAAAUGAGUUAAUCACUAAAACAGAAGAUCCUGGUGCUUUCACCAUCCCGUGUACUAUUGGAAUGCUCCAAUUUGCCAAGGCUUUAUGUGACCUAGGAGCAAGCAUCAACCUGAUGCCAUACGCCAUAUACAAGCAACUGGAUUGGGAGAACCAAAGGCCAUUCUUAGCAAUCGACAGAGCAUUAGUGGAUGUUGAAAGCGGCAAGUUGAAAUUCCGUGUGAAUGACGAUGAGGUAACUUUCAACAUAUGCAAAUCCAUGAAACAACCAAGUGAUAGCCAUGUAGUGUCUACUGAAGAUGUUAUAGAUGAGGCAGUGGCAAGUGUGAACCAUAUGCUGCGCAAGAAUGAGCCUCUUGAGUUAAUACUUGCAAAUCACGACGAAUCAGAAAUUCAGGAAUAUGAUGAAAUGAUCGCAGCCCUAACAGGGUUAGGAGCAUAUGCACGAAAUCCAAUUAAGUUGGAUAUCGACCUAAAAAACCGAUGCAGCCCACCUGCAAAGCCAUCAAUUGAAGAGCCGCCAACUCUAGAACUAAAAGUACUCCCAUCCCAUCUCAAGUAUGUUUUCUUGGGAACUAACAACACUCUGNCGAUCAUGGCAAAUGAGUUAAUCACUAAAACAGAAGAUCCUGGUGCUUUCACCAUCCCGUGUACUAUUGGAAUGCUCCAAUUUGCCAAGGCUUUAUGUGACCUAGGAGCAAGCAUCAACCUGAUGCCAUACGCCAUAUACAAGCAACUGGAUUGGGAGAACCAAAGGCAACUACAAUGA
Molecule: messenger RNA, 1443 nt
Organism: Solanum stenotomum
Lineage: Eukaryota; Viridiplantae; Streptophyta; Magnoliopsida; Solanales; Solanaceae
Exons: 2
Coding region: 1-1443 (480 amino acids)
Source: RefSeq, a predicted model, not a curated record